AUGUCACUUUCAGGCGUUCGCCCGCUUACCGCCGUGCUCAAUGCCGCUGGCAGGUACAAGUACAAGGAACCAGAGGCCGUCGUAGACCAUCUCGUUAUCGGAGGCGGCGUCGUCGGCCUCGCCAUCGCACGGCACCUCGCUCUGCGCUUUCCGAGCAAGAGCACGAUACUGCUCGAGCGCCAUACGCGUGCCGGCGAGGAGACCAGCUCGCGUAACUCGGAAGUCAUACAUGCGGGCAUGUACUACCCGCCUACAUCACUCAAGACCGCCCUCUGUCUCCGCGGUCGCCAGCUCUUGUACGCGUAUCUCCAGGCGAACGGCGUCCCGCACAGGCGUUGUGAGAAGAUGAUAGUAGCGACGUCCCCCGACCAACUCUCAUACCUCCAGAACCUACACGCCAAAUCAGCUAACCUCGCCAGACCGAAGUACUGGCAAAGCUCCCUCCAGGACACCCAAGGCGGCCACAUCCUCCCAACAACCCUCCUCUCCGCCCCCCGCACCCGAGCGCUCGAACCAUCCCUAGGCCCCGGCGUCGUCGGCUCGCUUCUCAGCACACAAACGGGCAUCCUCGACGUCCACGCAUACAUGUCAUCCCUCGAACGCGACCUCUCCUCCGCGGACGGUACACCGGCGUACGCCACGCGCGCCGUGCGGGUCGACCCAUACCCCUCUUCCUCAUCCUCCUCAUCUGAAGCGGGAUGGGUCGUGCAAACGAUCACCGGCUCCCCCUCCCCCUCCCCCUCUUCCUCCUCCUCCUCUUCAUCAGCAUCGCCUGAGGGGGAGACAAACACGGACUCGAUGCUUGCAAGAACGCUCAUAAACGCCGCCGGCCACGCCGCGCCCGCCAUCUACAACUCCGUCGUCCCCGCUCAACAGAGAGUGGGCGUGUGGUUCGGGAAGGGGAGCUAUGCGUCGUACCGCGGGCCCGGCGCGGAGGUUUCGCGGUUACUUUAUCCUGUGCCCGAGAGCGGAAGUGGAGGGGCGGCUGGUGGGGGUAAGGAAGGCACUGUGAAGACGAAGGAGAAGGAGGAGAAGGAGGGGGAGAGGGAGAGGGAGAAGAGCAAGGAGGGCUUUGCGAGUCUGGGUACACAUCUGACGCUCGAUCUGGCGGGCAACGUCCGCUUCGGGCCCGAUCUCGAGUGGCUCGAUCCUGGUCGCACAGAGGGGGGCGAGGAGGACGUGGACUUCUGGAUGCAAAAGGGUAAUCUAGUUGCCGCGGAUGAGAGGGUGCGGGGGAUGAGCGAGGCUGUGAGACGGUAUUUGCCGGGUGUUGAGCCGGAGGGAUUCGCGCCGGACUAUGUCGGCGUGCGCCCUAAGCUCGUCGGGCCCGGCGGCGGGUUCCAGGACUUUGUUUUGAGGACUUCGUUGAGUGGUGGAGAUAGGGGCGCGCCGAUGGUGUCGCUGCUGGGGAUCGAGAGCCCGGGGCUGACGGCGAGCCUUGCGAUUGCGGAGAGGGUCGUUGAGGGGGUUUUGGUUGGGCAGGGGCUCGUUCAGGACGAUGUUAGGGGGACGUACAGUGGGGACGCGUUUGUCGGCAGGACUUAG
Molecule: messenger RNA, 1545 nt
Organism: Peniophora sp. CBMAI 1063
Lineage: Eukaryota; Fungi; Basidiomycota; Agaricomycetes; Russulales; Peniophoraceae
Source: the annotation of a GenBank genome assembly